Molecule: messenger RNA, 1891 nt
Organism: Pseudocercospora fijiensis CIRAD86
Lineage: Eukaryota; Fungi; Ascomycota; Dothideomycetes; Mycosphaerellales; Mycosphaerellaceae
Exons: 1
Coding region: 1-1320 (439 amino acids)
Biological process (GO): secondary metabolite biosynthetic process
Molecular function (GO): monooxygenase activity; FAD binding
Source: RefSeq, a predicted model, not a curated record
AUGGCAGCAAAUGGUUCAUUGCCACACCCGAUGCGGACCCGCGCAAGAACAGGCAUAAAAGUGAUCAUCGUCGGCGCCGGAUUUGGAGGUCUCUGUGCGGCAGUGGAAUGUUUCAAGCAAGGCCAUGAUGUCGAAAUCUUCGAAGCAUUCCCCGAGCUCAAAGUUUUGGGCGACAUCAUCAGUUUUGGUGCCAAUGCAGGCAGGAUUUUCCGAAGAUGGUUCACUAGAGACGGCAGAAGGAUACCAGAUAUUCUAAGACCACUGUCGAUUGAUCUCCAGAAUUACGGCUUCAACAUCCACAAGUUUGAUGGCGAGCUGAUUAUGAAUCAGAAGGGUCCGCCACCAGAUCCCGAGGCGCCGGUUUUCAAUGGCCAUCGCGGGGAGUUUCACGAAAUAGUGUUCAACUACGUCAAAGAUGACCUGGAGAUACCAAUACAUCUGGGCUGUCGGAUCUCCAAGUACUUCGAGGACUCCCGAGCUGCUGGUAUCGAGCUCGACACAGGCGAGCGAAUUAGCGCCGAUGUGGUGAUUGGUUCUGAUGGCGUUCGAUCGACAGCACGAGAGCUGGUCCUAGGCUACUAUGACAAGCCCAAAUCAUCUGGCUACGCUGUCUUCCGCGCCUGGUUCACUAACGAAAGGAUGAUUGCGGAUCCUGAGACUCGGCGUUUCUGUGAGAACGGCGACACGUUUAAUGGUUGGAUUGGGCCAGACGUCCACUUUCUCUUUUCCACCAUCAAGAAUGGAAGCGAUUGCUGCUGGGUUCUUACGCAUGUAGAUGAGGCUGACAUUGAGGAGUCGUGGUCAUUUCCAGGCAAACUCGAGGACGUGUAUAAAGUUUUCCAAGGCUGGGAUCCACUUUGCAAACGGAUAGUAAGCAAGACGCCUGAGGAUCGGAUUGUGGAUUGGAAGAUUGUCUAUCGGGAUCCACUUCCGCGAUGGAUAAGUGACGAGGGCAGAACUUCAUUGCUUGGCGAUUCUGCGCAUCCGUUCCUACCGACCUCGGCACAGGGUGCAACUCAGGCGAUGGAGGAUGGCGUUACGAUAGCCAUUUGUCUGAGGGAAGCCGGCAGGGAGAACGUGCAGGCUGCGCUCAAGGCGUUCCAGGACAUCCGAUACGAGCGCGUGAAAGCUGUGCAAAAGACUGGGGAGACUACGCGGGACAUGUGGCACAAAGCGGACUGGGAUACGGUCAAGAAAGAUCCUGAUAGCAUUGGCCUUCCGCGCGAAGAUUGGAUCCAUAUGCACGAUGCCGAAGAGCAUGCCGAGGGAAUUGUUGCUGCAUCUAUCGCCAAGUUCUCCGGACCAGUGGCAUCGCUGUAACGCGUCCAAAUAUCUUACAGAAUCCCAAGAAUCCACCCGUAGAGAGACGUGGUUGACAGUCAUAGUAGAGCCACAGUCUGAUCUACCAGCGUCGAUAACGUCUCAUUUUCGCAAGUCCGUGCCUUUCUUCAAAUUACCCCUUUCUGCUACCUCGUCUUCAAUCCUCUGCAUCAGAUAGAUAGGUAGUCGUGCCGAGACCAUAAGCGGCUCUUAGGAUGUUGCGCUCUUUCACAAUUGCUGCCUCCAUAACGUUCUUCCGAGCCCAGUUUCGAUAUUGUUUGCGGUCACGGUCUUUCAGUUCCAGCAAUUCCUGUCCACGAUUGGCGAGCCGCUCUUUGCGCUUGCGUGCCUUCUGCUUGCGUCUCUUUCGGAUCUUCUCGUCUUGACGUUGCCGCUGCGCCUCGGAAGCCGUGGAAGCCGCUUCAUUCUCGAGUUGCCUCUCCGGCUCCAGGGUGCCACCAUCAGUAGUUCUCUUCAUGCUAUGCAUCUCGCGCUUGCACGAGCUCUCUGAUGGACGCGCAUCUUUGCCUCCUUGCUUCGACUGCUGUGCGCUUGGUGGGCCGACCUCCCG